AUGGCAGAAACCGAUCAAGCAAGACCAUUAGCUCCAGUUAGAGUCCACCCACGAAGCGACGAUGAAGAGAAAGCUCUCAAAAAAAUGAACCGUAGAAGAAAACUCAAGUUAUGUGGUUGUAUAACGUCAAUUUUACUACUACUUUUAGUCAUAGUAAUUGUCAUCUUAGUAUUCACGGUUUUUAAGGUUAAAGAUCCGACAGUAACAACAAAUGAGAUCCAUCUCACGAACUUUGGUCUCAACCUAGUUCAACUUCCAACACCUCAGGUUAAGAUCAACAUGACCAUGCUAGUGAACAUGUCUAUUAGGAAUUCUAAUAGAGCUUCCUUUAAGCUUGGGAAUAGCACGACAUCGGUGUAUUAUCGCGGUAUAUCGGUUGCGGAUGCGGUGAUACCGGCGGGGAUUGUGAUCAAGGCGCGGAAGACGUCGGCGUUGAAUGUUACGGUGGAUGUUAUGGCUGAUCGCCUCGCUUCUAGUCCGGAUUUGUUGAGAGAUGUGCUUCAGGGAGAGAUGAUUAUGAAUACUUAUUCGGUGAUUCCGGGGAGGGUGAAGAUUUUGUUUAUUAAGAAACAUGUUGAGGUGAAGAUGAAUUGUACUAUGACGAUUGAUAUUUCAAAGAGAGGAAUUCAGGACAUGAAUUGUAAACAUAAGGUGAAACUUUAG
Messenger RNA from Lathyrus sativus (Indian pea), 663 nucleotides. Lineage: Eukaryota; Viridiplantae; Streptophyta; Magnoliopsida; Fabales; Fabaceae. The record is from the annotation of a GenBank genome assembly.